Molecule: messenger RNA, 6342 nt
Organism: Hylaeus volcanicus
Lineage: Eukaryota; Metazoa; Arthropoda; Insecta; Hymenoptera; Colletidae
Gene: arr
Product: low-density lipoprotein receptor-related protein 6
Exons: 10
Coding region: 248-5068 (1606 amino acids)
Molecular function (GO): protein binding
Source: RefSeq, a predicted model, not a curated record
AUCUGUUAUGAGAACCGCUGGCUUCUAACGAAGCGUCUGCUUAGUUAACAGUUUAUUUAAACGAUGGGGUAUAAUUUUUGUUUUAUGUUACGUUGAGAGAAACGUAAAUCUCAUUCAAUAAAUGCAACUGUUAUGAAGUGCACGAGGAGUGAAUCGAUCGUUCGUCAUGACUGAAGACUGACGAACGACGCUUUUGGAGCUCCUCGUAAUGUUCACAAUUUAAAGAUUCCCCAUCAAAAGUGUUAGGAUGACUAUCAUCAGUUUAAUAAUUAUCUUGACUGCGUGCUUUUUCAGACUUGUACUAUUUUCUAACGGUUCACCGACGCUUCUCUUUGUUACACAAAAAGAUAUUAGAAUUGCUAAUGCCUCCCGUACCAACAAAGUAACAACUAUUAUAAAAGAUCUGUCAGAAGGUGCAGCUUUAGACUUUUAUUUUGAACAAGAAUUAGUGUGUUGGUCUGAUAGUGGCCUAGAAAUAAUUCAAUGUAUCCAUACGAAUGGCACGCACACUGGUGAAAAAACAGUCAUAGUAAAUUCCAGUUUGAUUUCCCCUGAUGGUUUAGCUUGUGACUGGUACACAGGAAAAUUAUAUUGGACAGAUGGAGAAAAAAAUAGAAUAGAAGUGACAAGCAUUGAUGGACGUCACAGAAAAGUUCUUUUUUGGACGGAUAUUUAUCAGCCAAGAGCUAUUGCUCUUGUACCAAUGAAGAGUAUUCUGUUUUGGACUGAUUGGGGCGAUGUACCCAAAAUAGAAAGGGCUGCAAUGAAUGGAGAUCCAACAUCGAGACAAGUGAUCAUCUCGGAUGAUAUAUUUUGGCCAAAUGGUUUGACGGUAGAUUACGGCAAUGAGUUGGUUUAUUGGGUAGAUGGAAGACUCAAAUUUAUCGCAGUAAUGGAUUAUUAUGGAAAGAAUAGACGAAAAGUAGUGGAACAAGGAUUAGAUUAUCCCUUUGCAGUAACAUUUUUUGAUAAUAGAUUAUAUUGGACUGAUUGGAAAACAUGGUGCAUACAUUCGUACGAUGUACGUCAGCAUCAAGCACAUCCUAGAGAAUUACUGCAUGGAGAAUAUAUUCCUGGUGAUAUAGAAGUGUGGGAUGUUAGAAGACAACCACGUGGAAGUCAUCCUUGUGAAAAAAAUAAUGGAAAUUGUUCUCACUUGUGUCUUUUGAGUUUGACAGAACCUGGAUAUACAUGUGCGUGUCCUACCGGUGUUAAGUUAGUGGAUAAUUUAACUUGUGCUGAAGGUCCAGAAGAAUUGUUGUUAAUUGUUCAAAGAAAUGAAAUUUGUCGAAUAUCUUUGGAUUCUCCUGAUUAUACAAACUUUGUACUGCCACUAAUAGGAAUUAAACAUGCGAUAGCAAUUGACUUUGAUCCUGUACAAGAAAUGCUUUACUGGACUGACGAAGAAGCUUGCGCAAUUCGAAGAGCUUUUCUCAAUGGCUCUAAUCAAGAAAACAUUAUAACAACCGAAGUGGAAAAUCCUGAUGGAAUAGCUGUCGAUUGGUUAGCUCAGAAUCUCUACUGGACCGACACAGGAACAGAUAGGAUCGAGGUAGCGCGAUUAAAUGGUACGAGUAGGAAAGUGUUGAUAAACGAAGACUUAAUCGAGCCCAGAGCGAUAGCGCUCGCUCCGGAACUUGGUUGGAUGUUUUGGACCGAUUGGAAUGAAAAACGGCCGAAAAUAGAACGGAGUAACCUUGAUGGAACAGAACGCAUUCUUUUAGUAACUAAGGAUAUUGUUUGGCCAAAUGGAAUUGCUUUAGAUCUCGCGAGAUGGAAAAUUUAUUGGUGCGAUGCAAAAACGGAUAAGAUUGAAGUCUGUAACAUGGAUGGCACAGAUAGAAGAGAAGUAAUUACAGACAAUCUUCCGCAUCUUUUUGGCUUAAGCUUAUUAGGAGAUUAUUUGUACUGGACUGACUGGCAGAGACGUAGCGUAGAUAGAGCGCACAAGCUUACAGGUGGUGAGAGGGAAGUGAUAGUCGAUCAAGUUCCAAAUGUUAUGGGAUUAAAAGCAGUCCAUUUAGGAAAGGUUAAUGGCACAAAUCCUUGUGCAAAAAAUAAUGGGGGAUGUAGUCAUUUAUGUUUAAAUCGACCAGAGAACAAAUACGUUUGUGCUUGCCAGAUUGGAUACGAAUUAACCAAAGAUAAAAAGACUUGUAUUGUCCCAGAUGCAUUCAUGCUAUUUGCAAAAAAGGAGAAUAUUGGAAGAAUUAGUAUUGAAAAUGCAAAUAACGAUAACAUUAUUCCAUUGACUGGUGUUAAAGAUGCAAGCGCCUUGGACUUUAACAUAGCAGACAAUCGUAUUUAUUGGACAGAUGUUAAGUUAAAAACAAUUACAAGAGCUUUUAUAAAUGGCUCCGAUAUGGAAAGAGUCGUUGAUCUUGGUUUAGAAACACCCGAGGGUUUAGCAAUAGACUGGAUUGCUCAUAAUUUGUACUGGAGUGAUACAGGAACUCGGAGAAUAGAGAUGGUUCGAUUAGAAGGCUGCAGUAGAAAAGUUCUUGUUUGGAAUAACAUUAUUGAACCUAGAUGCUUGGCCCUUGAUCCUAGUAGAGGCCAUAUGUAUUGGAUAGAGUGGGGGAAUUCUGGCAGCAUAGAAAGAUCAUUCUUGGAUGGUACGAAUCGCGAGGUAAUACUUUCUAAUAUUGGAAGAGCAAGUGGUUUAACAAUUGAUCACUCUGCACGGAAAUUGUACUGGGCGGAUUUAUAUACUCCAGCUAUUGAUAGCUUUGAUCUAUAUUCAAAGAAAAGAGAUGCAAUCGUAACGCAAAAUAUUGGAUACCCGUUUAGCAUUACUCAAUAUCAAGACUACAUUUACUGGACGGAUUGGAAUACGGGUGACAUAGAGAAAGCUAAUAAAACUACUGGAGCAAACAGAGUGAAAAUACAUAAUAAAUUAGAAUCUGUGACAGAUUUGUUAGUGUUCCAUGCUUCUAAACAAGCAGGAUGGAAUCCCUGUGCAUUAAAAAAUGGAAAUUGCAGUCAUCUUUGCAUCGCUUUACCUGGAGAAAAUGAAAGUGUAUCUACUACUUUCAAAUGUGAAUGUCCUACUCAUUACAAUCUGCGAGAAGAUAACAAGUCAUGCAUUGCACCAAAAAUCUUUAUGAUGUACAGUUUACGCAAUGCAAUUUUUCGCUUCCUUCCCGACACCAGUGAUUGUUCAGAUGUAGUUCUUCGAAUUCAAGGUCUCAAAAAUGUACGGUCUAUAGAAUUUGAUCCUAUAACUCAACAUAUUUAUUGGAUAGAUGGUCGAACUUUGUCUAUACGGAAAACUCUGGAAAAUAAAACGCAUUCUAGCAUAAUGGUUUCUGGAAGUUCUGGACAUCCCGUGGAUUUGGCUUUAGACCCCUUAGGAAGAUUGCUAUUCUGGUCUUGUGCUAUAAAUGAUGCAAUUAAUGUUACAAAACUUGACAAUGGCUCUGCUUUGGGUAUCGUAGUCAAAGGUGAUGGAGAGAAACCGAGAAAUAUUGCGAUACAUUCUGAGAAGAGACUUCUUUUCUGGACAGACAUUGGAAGAAAAAUGAGAGUGAUGCGUAGUAAAAUGGACGGAGAAGAAAGAGUUGUGAUCGCAACUGAUCUCGAACAAUUAACCAGCAUCACAGUUGAUGCAGUUACAAAUAUCGUAUACUGGGCACAUGGAAAUCGGAUCGAGUAUGCGGACUUUGAUGGAAAUAAUAGAAAAAUUCUAGUUUCUCCUGUCAAACAAGGGUCGACCAUUUAUUUGUCUGUCUUUCUCGAUUUUGUUUAUUGGUUCGAUAAGGAAACGUCGAGUUUAGAGCGUAUUAACAAGUCUGGAAAUGGAAGAAAAGUGAUUAUGAAUAAAAUGCUUACGGAUAUAAUAACAGUAAAUACUCCGCAAAAUGAUCUAAUGAAAACGCACAUUUGCAGUCCCUUUCGGGAUUAUGGAGGAUGUUCUCAUUUUUGUAUCGGAACCACUUCGUCUAAAUGUUCUUGUCCAAAAUCUUUGGUUCUAUCUGAAGAUGAAAAAACUUGUAGAGCUGCGCCAGUCUGUGGAAUGGAUCAUUUUACUUGCGCUGCACCUAGUUCUGCAGUGGCAAAAGAUUGUAUACCAGCAACAUGGAAAUGCGACGGUCAAACAGACUGUUCUGAUGGAAGCGAUGAGUUAGGCUGUCCAGCUUGUAGUAGUGAUCAAUUCAAAUGUCAAAGUGGUCAUUGUAUCGAUAUGUCCUGGGUAUGCGAUGGCACAGCCCAAUGCCACGACGGUUUAGACGAAGCUCAUUGUUGUCGUCCAGGUCAAUUCCAAUGUAUCGGAAACGGAGUUUGCAUUUCUGGCUCAGCUGUAUGCGAUGGCUGGGAAGAUUGCGCCGACGGCAGUGACGAAACUACAUCUGCAUGUACACCUGCAAAUAAUCCACGUCAAGAAAAUAGUUCAGUGGAAUCAGGAAAAAUCACAUACGUCAUUGUUUUGCCUAUUGGAUUAAUUGCAACAAUUGCUGCGGUCGCUUUUGGAUUCUAUUAUUGUAGAAGAAAAUUUAUAAACAACGAGGAAUUACCUGAUAUUUUACACGACUCUGCUGGAGAUCCUUUGUCGCCAAAACCAGUAAGAUUAUCAAAGCCGAUAUUUGCGCAAAAAAAUUGUAGAAAAGAAUUGAAAAUAGGAAUGGAAACUGUGAGGAUGUCAAUGCUAAAUGGGAGUAGUAUCGAAUCCAGUUACGAUCGAAGCCAUAUUACUGGUGCAUCGAGUUCAACUCGGGGUAGCUCUGCAGGAGGUUAUCCCCAAGAAACGUUAAAUCCUCCUCCAAGUCCAGCGACAACAGCAAAUUCUACGAGGUGCUCAAGUAGUAAUGCAUCUAGAUAUAAACCAUAUAGACAUUAUAGGAGCAUUAAUCAGCCUCCACCUCCAACUCCUUGCAGUACAGAUGUUUGCGACGAGUCGGACAGCAAUUACCCAGCAAAGUAUAGAUAUGAAAGUGAGCCUUUUCCCCCACCCCCUACUCCAAGAUCAGUUUAUCAGAGCGAUGCAGGAAUUAGUUGUCCUCCAUCUCCUAGUUCGAGAUCUUCUACAUAUUUUAGUCCUCUUCCUCCACCUCCGUCUCCUGUUCCUUGAAUUUGUUGCAAUGUUUUAAUAUAAUCUGUUUUCCAUAAAAUCAUAUUUUUGCGAGAUUUUUAGGAACUAGCAAAAAUGAGAGAUCUCUCAGACUGUUCAUAUUUCAUUUAGGAAAAGAACGUCAAUUCAUUUUCUUUCCCAACGUUCAGAAUUGCACGGUAAUUUUUUAUAUCACUUGUAAUUGUUCAUACUGCUAAAAAAAAGAAACGUAACACAAAUUUUAUUAAAGUGCAUAUCAGAUAACAUUUUUUUCAUGAUAAUUUUCAAAGUAAUAAUGUAGAAAUCGAAGCAACAAAAAUGAAAAAACGAAACUUUAUUUUGAGAGUGCCUUUUUUACUAUAAUUAAAUCUGCUUUUAAUGUUCUUUAUAUACGACUAAGUUUGUUAUGAUUAUUCCAAUUACUGAAAUUAAUACCAUUGUGCCUAUCAAGUUUAUAUCGUAAUUGUAAGUGAUUUUAUCGUGACACGCUGUAAAUAUUGUAAGAAUGUAUAAAAAUUGUAUAUGAUUUUUAGUCAUUUCGAUGAAAAUUGUUUAAAAAGAGGAUUCCUUUCUGUAUAAGUAUUAUGUUUUUAGUUUUUCAACUAUUAUACUCUUGCUCUAAUUGUACACAUAUAAUAUGCUAUACGAGAAAUUAAUUUUAUAAGUUUCAUACUUACAACCAAAACAUCGAAAUUUGUACUCCAAGUAAAAAUAGUAAACAUAAUACUCUCUUCAAAUAGAUAGAAGAAUUGGAAAUAAUUUCUAAUACGAAUGAAAUUGAAUUAAUAGUAACGAAAAUAUAAUAAUGAUUAAAAUAAAUAGUUUAAGAACAUUUAAAAUAUCUAUUCCUAGAAAGUAUAAUAUUUUUUAAAGUUUUCCAAUAAAAGUAAAAAAAAAAUACAUUUACUUACAUUCUUAUUUAAGCUUUAAAGAGAAUGUAAACAAUUAAUGAAUUGCUAUUUUUUAAAUAUUGUAUAAAUGCGAAACAAGUUAGUUUCUGAAAUUCGUAAUCGAAUUGUGCCAUAAAGUAUUCAACGUUUUAAGAAAUUAAAUACAAAAUUCAGCAUUAUUAUAUGUACAAAAUCUACAAAGCAUUAUGUUUGUGGAAAUGAUUUUUACCUCGCACUGCCAUUACACAAACCUCGAAGAAGUACGUCUAUUAAUUAUUAUUCUCGUUUAGCAUUAAAGACUGAAAUAGUUAUUCUAUAUUUUUUUUAUAUUUGCAAUGCGAUGCGCAUUGCUCUAUGUAUGUAGCAUAAUUGUAUAAAGAAAUAAAACUUUUGUUACAUAUUUUA